AUGUUUGAAGAGCAGCCUGAAGUGAAAGAAGUCACCGAGAACGAUCGUUUCGAAAUUGUUCUCAAAAAUGUUCGAGUCGAUUCUGUAACCGAAGCAGCAAUUCUGUCACAAAAGCGAGUUUUCGAAAGAACUCCACAGCUAAAUUUGUUGUCUAUCACAGGAUGCAACCUACAGAACCUAUCUUCUUCAAUAAAGUUAUGCUCCCGUCUUAUUUCACUGGUUUUGCCUCAAAACGAGCUCAAACAGAUCCCCGACGUUCUCGACUGUUUUCCGAGGCUACGGUUCAUCGAUCUCUCGCAUAAUUCAUUGGAUGCUCUUCCAUCAACACUUCAAUCCUGCGAGCAUAUAGAAUCACUUAUUCUGAACAACAAUUCGCUGACAGAAAAAAGUUUUCCUAAUUUGUCGAAUCUCUUGAACCUGCACGUCUUCGAUGCUGCUAAUAAUAAUCUGUCAAAGCUUCCGGAAUCCUUGAUGUCUCCGAAACUUUCCAAACUGCAUACUGUUAUUGUAUCGCAUAACGUCAUUGAAGAAGUUCCGAACAGUUUGAGCAACUUGAAACAGUUGAGAGAUUUCAAAAUCGAUGACAAUAAACUGAAAAAUGUCCCGACAGUAAUUGACCUCCUUCCAAAGUUGAAGCUUCUGGAUAUUUCGAAAAAUUCAUUCUCGGACAGCCGUUUUCAAAAAUUAGCUAACGACAAGCGUGCAAAGCUGAACGCAAUCGUUUCUUUGGCUAAAAAAGUUGGCAAAUCAGUUGAAAAUGAGACGGAGAACGAGGGUUCGAUAGAAAACACUGUGGAGGAUGUCUCGAAGAAAAAUUCAUCUCUCGUUGUUCGAACAGGAAUCGAAAAUUUAACUGUUCGAAGGCAUAUCAGUGUAUCGGAAAUCAGACCAUAUCUAGUCUGUUGUGUUUUCAAUAACAUUGAUUUGAAUGGUGACUCUUUCAAAAAGUUUAUUGCACUCCAAACCAAAUUGCAUGCUUCACCGUUGUGUGAAAACCGAACACUUUCUGCAAUUGGAACUCAUCGUCUGGAGUCGUUCCAUCUUCCGUUAUGUUACAUGGCUCUACCAAAAGAAGAUAUUCAUAUUCGUGCACUCAACAAGAAGUCUAGUGUUAGCGCAUCGGAUUUGUUGGACAGUCUUCUCCGUGACGCGGAACUAGCCAGAAAAAGAAGCAAAAGAAGUACAAUUGAUCCAUUGCAUAAAUACUUGCACCUGGUAAAAGACGAAAGUGCCCUGGCCUGCCUAGUCGACUCCCAGCAAAUUGUUGUCAGCUUGCCACCUAUAACGAACUCGGACAGCACUAAACUCACUGUCGAAACUAAAAGUGUAUGGGUUGAAGUUUCAUCAAAACAGUCAUUGGAAGCCUGUAAGAAAACAAUGGACGAGUUGGUUGUUUCAAGCUGCUCUAUAUUUCCAUCUCUAUCCAUCGACCAAGUUCGGGUUGUCGAUAACGAUGCUCUCGUAUCAGUGUAUCCCGAUAAAAAUGAUCUCCCCGGUAUUUCGCUGAAUCGCGUACCUCAAUGA
Molecule: messenger RNA, 1524 nt
Organism: Caenorhabditis briggsae
Lineage: Eukaryota; Metazoa; Nematoda; Chromadorea; Rhabditida; Rhabditidae
Exons: 5
Coding region: 1-1524 (507 amino acids)
Biological process (GO): phenylalanyl-tRNA aminoacylation
Molecular function (GO): protein binding; RNA binding; phenylalanine-tRNA ligase activity
Source: RefSeq, a predicted model, not a curated record